AUGUACUUAAAAAUUGAAGGACAAAAAGGGAUUGUGGGAUUUUUUGGGGAAAAGAGAAAAGAGGACACCAAGCCAGUAGAAAAAUAUGGAGAAUGGAGAAAUGGGGUGAAAUGGGGAGAUGAGAGGAUGGGAGUAAAUAGGGAGGAUGACAGGAAGAUAAUGGGAGGACAGGAGGACAGGAGGACAGGAGGACAGGAGGACAGGAGGACAGGAGGACAGGAGGACAGGAGGACAGUGAGACUGAAGUUUACCUGGGACACUCGCUUGCAAUCUGGGACAUGGGACAUGGGACACGGGACAUGGGACACGGGACAUGGGACAUGGUGUAAGGAGCAAAUUCCACUACGACCUCAGCGCGAUAACGGCCGAUUCGAGUAUGUGCAAGUGAGUGUGGCCGACCAAGGUAGUUUGAUGAAGAAUGGAGGUUUCAAGGAGAACAUGCGGACAGACACGGGAAUGAGAUCAGAAAGGAACAGAACACAAAAGACACGGCUUCUGAGUGAGAAUUAA
Molecule: messenger RNA, 510 nt
Organism: Suillus paluster
Lineage: Eukaryota; Fungi; Basidiomycota; Agaricomycetes; Boletales; Suillaceae
Exons: 5
Coding region: 1-510 (169 amino acids)
Source: RefSeq, a predicted model, not a curated record